AUGACGGGGGCGGGUGACGGCGAGCCGAGCCAGUGGUGCUUGAACAAGCGCGCUCGGUGCGAGUUGCCGCCGCGGAAUGACAAAGACACCGACUGGGAGGGAGGGAGCCCCUGCUCCCGGUUUACGUCGGAAAGUCCCGCUUCUUCGUUAGCGUCUGGGGAAGAGACGCAUGCGCCUUCUGCUCAUACCGCCUCCCCCCGUGGCCGCGAGACCGGCCACACUUCGGAUCGAGACCCUGGAGAAGGAACAAAGACGGCGGGGAGCGAUGAGUCGCCCCCAGGCAAAGAGGCCGAGGAAGCUGCAGGGACAGCCGAUCCCCAGUGGUCGCCUUCGUGCUGGCGUAGCUUUCCGGCGGCUCAGAAUCCGUUUGAGGCCGUCUCUUCGAGCCGGCUGGGGCAGGCGCAGCGGCGGCUGUCGCAGCUGCCGCCGCUGGCGCAGCCCCACGAGAUCGAGGUAUUGCUUUCGCGAUUCCGUGACGUGUACGAGGGGAAGCGCUUCGUGCUGCAAGGUGGAGACUGCGCCGAGCUUUUCGCGGAGUGCACGUCUGCUGUUCUGGCAGCCAAGGUGCGCCUCCUCCUGCAGAUGAGCCUCAUCCUCGAGGCCGCCACCGCAUGCAAAGUCGUCCGCAUCGGCAGGAUAGCUGGCCAGUACGGAAAGCCGCGGACGCACUCCCACGAAGUGGUUGAAGGACGCCUGGUCAUGACGUACCGCGGCGACUCCGUAAACGGGAGAUCUCCUUCAGAAAGAGAUCCACAGCCAGAGCGUCUUGUCGAAGCGUAUUUCCACUCUGCGGCAACUUUGAACUUUGUCCGCUCUCUCCUCUCGCGCGACAGCGCCUUCCUCCGCUCUCCCCUAGAACUGCGCGGCGGCGAGGAGACCGUUUGGGAGCUCUCUGCGCAAGUCGAUCCCAAGCGGCGGCGCGAAUUCGAAGAAAUCGUCAGCGCUGUCUCCAACAAGUCGAAUCACAGAGCUUCCAGCCUCCCUCCCGCUGCCUCUUCUCCGCAUCCACAGUAUUCUUUCGCGACUCCAACUGCACCUGGCCCUCCGUCCAAUGCUGCUGUCACCCGGACCCUCUUCACGCGGCGCCCUCCUCUUUUUGCGGGGCUGUUCCUUCAGGAAGCCUCUGCGCUCGGAUGCUUCGCGUCGCACGAGGCCGUGCUUCUUCCCUACGAAGAAGCCAUGACGCGGCAAUACGACGGGAAGUUUUAUGACACCAGCGGCCACUUUCUCUGGGUCGGCGACCGGACUCGGCAACUCGAUCACGCACACAUCCAGUUUUGCCGAGGCCUCAGGAACCCGAUCGGCGUCAAGGUCGGUCCGAGCGCGCGGCCGGACGAGAUCGUCAAGAUUUGCCUGACCCUCAACCCGGAAAAUAUUCCAGGAAAAGUAGUCUUAAUCACAAGACUUGGCGCUGCCGGCGUUGGGCGUCAACUUCCUCCUCUUCUUGAGGCCGUUCUCGAAGCAGGCGUCCGCGUGGUGUGGUUGUGCGAUCCGAUGCACGGAAACACUCAAGUUACACCGGAGGGAAAGAAGCGCCGGUAUUUCGAGGACAUGCUGAACGAAGUUGUCAACACACUCGACGUGCACCGGCGACAUGACUCUCAUCUGGGGGGUGUGCAUUUCGAGCUCACAGGGGAGCACGUAUUCGAGUGCUCAGGAGGACCGAUGGGGUGCGACGCGACAGCUGACGCAGAGCCAGCUGAAGCAUUUUGCGAUCCUCGGCUCAACUACACUCAGGCGUUGGAAAUGGCGUUUGAGAUUGCGCAGCACAUGAAGAACCCCCCGACACGUCAAACAGAGGAACCGAACAGGGAUCGAAGAUGCAGCCGAGACGCUAACUGA
Besnoitia besnoiti is the source of this 1842-nucleotide messenger RNA. Its product is annotated as Class-II DAHP synthetase family protein. NCBI's taxonomy places the organism in Eukaryota, Apicomplexa, Conoidasida, Eucoccidiorida, Sarcocystidae. The coding region runs from base 1 to 1842 and encodes 613 amino acids. Gene Ontology annotation, molecular function: 3-deoxy-7-phosphoheptulonate synthase activity. The record is from RefSeq and is a predicted model, not a curated record. Gene Ontology annotation, biological process: aromatic amino acid biosynthetic process. The transcript has 14 exons.